This is a messenger RNA of Mustela erminea (ermine), 2854 nucleotides long. It is a transcript of the gene SACK1G, whose product is annotated as family with sequence similarity 83 member G. The coding region runs from base 219 to 2684 and encodes 821 amino acids. Gene Ontology annotation, cellular component: cytosol; nucleus. Gene Ontology annotation, biological process: BMP signaling pathway. Lineage: Eukaryota; Metazoa; Chordata; Mammalia; Carnivora; Mustelidae. The record is from RefSeq and is a predicted model, not a curated record. The transcript has 6 exons.
GGGGCUGCAUUAGUCACCAGUCUGCCGCCGCCGGUGCGCUGCGCUCCGCCUGCGCGCCUCUCCUUGCCGGCUCUGGCCCGCGCCCGCCCGGCUCCCUAUGGGCAGAGUCGCUGAGGCACUGGUGGAGCCCCAGAGCGCGCCGGAAUUCGGGAGCCAGAUCUUGUGGAGUUCUCUGUCGCCCGCCCACCCGGCAAAAGCGUCGUCUGGGCAGUGGCAACAUGGCCUUCUCCCAGGUACAGUGUCUGGACGACAGCCACGUCAACUGGCGCUCCAGUGAGUCCAAGCCCGAGUUCUUCUACAGCGAGGAGCAGCGGCUGGCUCUGGAGGCCCUGGUGGCCCGUGGCAGGGAGGCUUUCUAUGAGGUGCUGAAGCGGGAGAACAUUCGGGACUUCCUCUCGGAGCUGGAGCUCAAGCGCAUCCUGGAGACCAUUGAGGUGUAUGACCCAGGCUCUGAGGACCCAAGGGUUGCCAGCAGGCCCCGGGGACCUGAGGACGAUGGCAUUGGUGACAGUGAGGAGGCCAGCAGGGCAGGUGGGGACCCCACUGAGGCCGAGCCACUGCCAUCCCUGGAGUACUGGCCCCAGAAGUCUGACCGAUCCAUCCCGCAGCUUGACCUGGGUUGGCCCGACACCAUUGCCUACCGUGGUGUGACCCGGGCCAGCGUCUACAUGCAGCCCCCCAUUGAUGGGCAGGCCCACAUCAAAGAGGUGGUGCGGAAGAUGAUCAGUCAGGCCCAGAAGGUGAUAGCUGUGGUCAUGGACAUGUUCACCGACGUGGACAUCUUCAAGGACCUGCUGGACGCCGGCUUCAAGAGGAAGGUGGCCGUGUAUAUCAUUGUGGACGAGAGUAACGUCAAGUACUUCCUGCACAUGUGUGAGCGGGCCCGCAUGCACCCAGGGCACCUCAAGAAUCUCAGGGUGCGGAGCAGCGGGGGAACAGAGUUCUUCACACGGUCAGCCACCAAGUUCAAGGGUGCCCUGGCCCAGAAGUUCAUGUUCGUGGAUGGAGACCGGGCCAUCUGUGGCUCCUACAGCUUCACGUGGUCGGCCGCAAGGACGGACCGGAACGUGAUCUCCGUGCUGUCGGGACAGGUGGUGGAGAUGUUUGACCGGCAGUUCCAGGAGCUGUACCUCAUGUCCCACGGUGUCAGCCUCAAGGGCAUCACCAUGGAGAAGGAGCCCGAGCCUGAGCCCAUCGUGCUGCCUUCCGUGGUGCCACUGGUGCCCUCGGGCACUGUAGCCAAGAAGCUCGUCAACCCCAAGUACGCACUGGUCAAGGCCAAGAGCGCCGAUGAGAUCGCCAAGACCUCAGAGAAGCAGGAGGUCAAGAAGCCCCCAGGGCUGCGGGGUGCCACCCUGGCAGAACGGCCUGGAGACGUCCUAGAGGCGCCCCCACCCAUCCACCCCGGCCUGCUCAACCUGGAGCGGGCCAACAUGUUCGAGUACCUGCCCACGUGGGUGGAGCCGGACCCCGAGCCCGGCAGCGACAUCCUGGGCUACAUCAACAUCAUCGACCCCAACAUCUGGAACCCCCAGCCCAGCCAGAUGAACCGCAUCAAGAUCCGAGACACCUCCCAAGCCGGCACCCAGCUGUGGAGGCAAAGCCAGGAUUGCAACCCCGCCCCCGGGCCCAGUGCCCCCCAGGAUGGGGGCCCAGCAGAGAAUGGUCUUCCCCAGGAGGACCCCAAGCCACAGCCCCCCGUGCCCAAGCCCCGGACGGUCCCUGUGGCAGAGGUGAUUGCCCAGGACAGCGGUGGUGUUGUCUGGGCCCUGGGGACCCCAGAAGAGGAGACUCCCCAGAAUGGGACAGACGGCACACCACCCAGGACCCCGGGUCCUGGCCACGCCCCACUGCUGCGGCAGCUGUCUGUGACCCAGGACGACCCUGACAGCCAGGGAGCAGUGAUCCCCAAUGGACUAGAUGGGGAGGACGAGGAAGAUGACGACGACUACGUGACCCUAAGUGACCAGGACAGCCUCUCGGGCAGCUCUGGCCACGGCCCUGGCCCCCGGCGGCCCUCCGUGGCCUCCUCUUCUGUGUCAGAUGAGUAUUUUGAGGUGAGGGGGCGCUCGGCCCCUCUCCAGAGGCGCCACUCAGAGCAGGUAGCCAAUGGGCCGGCCCAGCCCCCCCGCCGGCAGCUGAGUGCCCCCCAUGUGACCCACGGGACCUUUGGUGGACCCCUGGGUGGCUCGCUGUGGGCCCCAGGUCAGGAGAGAGAAGAGGCGGGUACUCCAAGGAGGACACAGGCCCCGCAUUCCACGGAGAAGGAGACACAGGGCCAACCCAUCCCCCACUAUAGGGUCCCUGCCUCAGGGACCAGAGAGAAAGAUGGCUUCCUGCGGCCGAUGAGGACCUCGGGAUCCCUGCGGUACCGCCCUGCUGCUGAUGGCGCCCAGAGCUCUACCAGGAAAGCGGGCCCGGCCACAACAAGCCCGUACUCCUGGCAGAUCAAGGGGGGCCCCAUGCCCCGCACCCUGGCCGAUCCCGGGACCCCAAGGCCGGCCCGAAAUGCCAGCUCCCAGGCUGAUGGCAGGGUCCCUGAGGAGCAGCCAAGCCCUUUUGGAAUCUCGUACUCCAAACUGUCCCAGUCCAAGCACCUGAAGGCCAGGACGGGCAGUGGCCAGUGGGGCUCCUCUGAUUCCAAACGGAGGGCUCAGGCCCCGCGGGACCGCAAGGACCCCUAGCACCUGGUCCCUGGGCCUGGAGCUGUGCGGUCCAAGGCCUCUGCCCCAGCCCAGACUCACCAAGCAGGUAUCCGUGGGGCUUUGCCAGGGCCAGGCUGCUGGGCCGCCUGGACCCUCCAGAGACCAGCCCAGAAGGCAGGAGGGUGGACUGGAUUGACACUCACCUGAUC